Molecule: messenger RNA, 505 nt
Organism: Moneuplotes crassus
Lineage: Eukaryota; Ciliophora; Spirotrichea; Euplotida; Euplotidae
Source: the annotation of a GenBank genome assembly
AAUAAAAUGGAGAAAACAGGCAAAGAUAAGUCAGAUAAGGAGAAGAAGAUUGAGGCCAAGCUUGAGAAAGCAUUUGCUAAGAAGCAGGAAGCCUUCAGAAAAGGCAGCUCUGAGCCCGCAGACCUUCUUAGUCUCUUACUAGAUGAUCUCCCUUUUAAAUCCACUAAUAAAUCUAUGAAGAUGGAAACAUUUGCAAUGGUGUUCAAGACCUUUAAGAAGAUCAAGGUUGGAGAUCUUACUCAGCUGACUGAGACCUUGGGGGAGGAUAAGUCUAUUGACCUCCUCAAAUAUUGAUUCAAAGCUUUUGAACUUGUUCAUAGGCAAGAUCAGGACGUAAUUGAAAUGAUAUCAUUCCCUCUUUGUUUGAACUACCUCAAUGUAACCAGUGAGCAAUUUGGAUCUAUUGGUAUCGCAAGAACAGGAUUUGAACGUGGAGAUCUGUAUGAUUAAUUUCUUUUAAAGCCAUUGAACAUGAGAUAAUUUUAGCCCUCAAAAGCUCACAUCU